ACUGCUGUCACAUCCACACAUAAUAAUAACAGCCUAGAAAUAGUGCUGGGGCAGUCUGCCGGACUCAGUGUGAACAAGGAAGCCACCAUGCAAGUGCUAACCGAUCGCUACCCCAAGAACUGCCUGCUGACCGUCAUGGACCGGUACUCGGCCGUGGUGCGCAACAUGGAGCAGGUGGUGAUGAUCCCCAGCCUUCUGCAGGAUGUGCAGCUGAGUGCACACGGGCACCAGGCCCAGGACCCCGAUCUCUACAACUGCUUCACCAUGCUCAAGGCCAUCCGCGUGGAUGUGGACCACGGGCUGCUGCCCCGGGAGGAGUGGCAGGCCAAGGUGGCAGCCCGCAAAGCGAACGUGGCUGAGAACGAAGCUGCAGAGACAGAGGAGGCCGAGGAGGAGAGGGUCUCAGGGCAGCUGGACCUAGAAGCCCAGUUCCACCUGCACUUCUCCAGCCUUCAUCACGUCCUCACCCAUCUUACCCUGAAAGCCGAGGAGGUGACGAGGAAAUACCAGGAGAUGCUGGGACAGGCCAUGUAGGCCUUGGACUCGAGGGAAGAUCACUUUAUAUGAUAGAAGGCAGACUCUGUGAGGAGGACAUGGAGCAGUUCCCUAGCCCUGACAGAGACCAGAAAGGCCUGGACGUGCAGCUGGAAGCAAAGGCGACGCAGGUCUCUGGGAUGCUUCCCUCCCUCCCUCUGAGCAUCAACUCGUGGACUAUGCACUGGGACACCUUUGGGACACUUGUUGCUAUCCACAACUCCCCUCAUUCCUCUGACCAGCUUGGGGUGAUGGCCAGUGGUUCACGAGGGACUAGAGGUUACCUGGCCACUGUGUGGUACGGUAGAAAGAGCAUAGGUUUUAGCAUCUGGCCAAAGUUCACAUCCCUCCUCCUGGCAAUCAUUCACUAUGUGAUCUUGGGCAAGUUAUUUAACCCACUGGAGCCUAAAUUUCCUCAUCUAUGAAAUGGGGAUAGUAUUACGUUCCUCACAAGAUGGUUAUGAAAAUUAAACGAGAUGAUGAAUCAAAA
Molecule: messenger RNA, 1024 nt
Organism: Ceratotherium simum simum (southern white rhinoceros)
Lineage: Eukaryota; Metazoa; Chordata; Mammalia; Perissodactyla; Rhinocerotidae
Gene: THRSP
Product: thyroid hormone responsive
Biological process (GO): regulation of lipid biosynthetic process
Cellular component (GO): cytosol
Source: RefSeq, a predicted model, not a curated record